AUGGCACAGGCAGAUGUUCCCGCAACAGACCCUGCUGUCUACGCGCCAUAUCAGUCCAAAUGGGCAACUCUCCCAGACAACGCGGAGGCAUGGCUGGCUAGAGCGCGCGAGGUUGCUCAGGUCUUGGCCAACGAUGCAGCUCAGAGAGACCAAGAGAACAAGUCGCCGCGCGCCGAAGUUGCGCUUCUCAAGCAUUCUGGCUUGCUGAAGCUGCUGGGUCCCAAGAAGUAUGGAGGUGGUGGACAGUCCUGGGACAUUGGGUACAAGGCAAUUCGCGAGGUCGCCAAGGCAGAUGGUUCUAUUGGCAUGCUGCUCGGCUACCAUCUCCUCUGGUCCACGACGGCGAACGUUGUCGGCACCGCCGAGCAGAUUGAGCGCACUCAGCAGCUGAUCAUCUCCAACAACUACUUCGUUGGUGGUGCAGUUAAUCCCCGCGACAAUGAUCUCAAAAUCACCUCUGACGGCGACCAUAUUGUCUUCAACGGAGCCAAACACUUCAAUACCGGUGGCGUCGUAUCAGACCUGACAGUCCUAGAAGGUGUUCUGGAAGGCACUGACGGCCACAUCUUUGCUCUGGUUCCGACCCGCCAGCCAGGAAUUCAGUUCGCCCACAACUGGCACAAUAUCGGCCUCCGAUUGACCGAGUCCGGAGGAGUGAAGAUCGAGAACGUCCGGGUCCCCUGGACAGAUGCGCUGGGCUGGGAUGAAGCUACUAAGCGGCCGCGCGAAGAGGUCCUCACGGUUCCCUUUGCAACUCUACUUCUUCCAACCAUCCAACUAGUGUUCAGCAACUUUUACCUGGGUAUCGCCAUUGGUGCUUUGGAAUUUGCAUCCAAAUACACCAUCUCCUCGACGCGUGCCUGGCCGUUUGGAGGCGACAACAAAGAAUCCGCGACCGAUGAGUUCUACAUCCUCGAGCGAUACGGGAACUUCUUCGCACACCUUCGAGCCACCGAAGCCCUGGCUGACCGUGCAGGUGACCAGUUGGCUGCACUCUACAGCCAGUACUCUGCCAAUCGGCCUGCUCUCACUGCAGAGGCUCGCGGGGAGGUUGCCGAAUGGGUUGCAAGUGUCAAGGUCGUCACCACAGACGUUGGACUUCGGGUCACCUCUGGCAUCUUUGAAGUGACCGGUGCUCGAGCCACUGCACUCAAAGUGGGGCUCGAUCGAUUUUGGAGGGACAUCCGAACCCACACUCUGCACGAUCCUGUGGCCUAUAAGAAUCGCGAGCUGGGGCGCUAUGUGCUCCUGCAUGAGCACCCCACGCCAUCCUGGUACACGUAA
Messenger RNA from Aspergillus terreus NIH2624, 1284 nucleotides. RefSeq names its product thermophilic desulfurizing enzyme family protein. The record is from RefSeq and is a predicted model, not a curated record. NCBI's taxonomy places the organism in Eukaryota, Fungi, Ascomycota, Eurotiomycetes, Eurotiales, Aspergillaceae. The transcript is spliced from 3 exons. Gene Ontology annotation, biological process: L-leucine catabolic process. Gene Ontology annotation, molecular function: flavin adenine dinucleotide binding; 3-methylbutanoyl-CoA dehydrogenase activity. The coding region runs from base 1 to 1284 and encodes 427 amino acids.